AUGCAAGCGGGUAUCCUCCAUGCUGCCGAGAACAAGGACUGGAAGACUGCAUUCAGUUACUUUUACGAAGCAUUUGAGGGAUUCGAUUCUUGCGACCUUAAGAAAAAGGCUGUUCAGAAUCUAAGAUACAUGAUUAUGUGCAAAAUCAUGAACAACAACGAGGAAGAAGUGUCGAAUCUGCUCACAGCUAAGCUAGCAAUCAAAUACAAGGGUCCGGAAAUUGAAGCAAUGAAGGACAUUUGCAAAGCCUCCGCUGACCGUGAUGUUCAUAAACUCGAAGCCGCAUUUGUCAAAUAUCAGCCGCAGCUCAGCGACGACACAGUUAUACAGGAACACUUCGAAAGUCUGAAGUCCAAUCUCCUCGAAAAGAAUUUAAAACGACUGAUCGAACCGUACUCCCGUGUGGAAAUUUCCAAAAUCGCCAAGCUUAUCGACCUAGACGAACUCGAAAUCGAGCGAAAACUUUCUCAAAUGAUCUUGGAUAAGAAGCUAAUUGGUAUUUUGUCCCAAGAAGAUCGUGCUCUUCAAAUCUUCGAACCAUCAGAAUCGGAUAAAGUUUAUGAGGACUCUUUGGAAAUGAUCGGUGCUCUGGAAGACGUCGUUGCAUCUCUCUACAAAAAGCUGAAAAAUUGA
This is a messenger RNA of Oikopleura dioica, 633 nucleotides long. NCBI's taxonomy places the organism in Eukaryota, Metazoa, Chordata, Appendicularia, Copelata, Oikopleuridae. The record is from the annotation of a GenBank genome assembly.